GCCACUUGCACAACAGGUGGUGAGUGCCUGAGUGGUGACUCCCAUUGGGCCCAAGCCGGACAGGAAGCAAACAGUACACGCACACAACGGCUCGGGGGACACGUGUCCGGCCCAAAUAAUUGUAGAUACGAGCGCACACAGCCACAAACUUCAAAACGUACUAAAAGCGAAAAAACCUAACCGCCACACAGCAAAAGCAGAGGAGGAAGGAAGAAAAAAAAAGGCGCGCGCCGCGUCUGUAAUCUCUGAUUCUCGAGUCUGAAUCCGUACUCCGGCUUCUUCUUCCGUCUUCGAUUCGAUGAAUAAUCCCGUCAAUUCUGGCGUUCCCGGUCCUCCUUCGGUUCCGCCGUCAUCCUCCGCGGCGACGGCGGCGGCGCCAAUCACCAGCACGUCCGCCAGCACUCUGUCCUUCGGUGACGAUCCUAGCAAGAAGAUUAGGAAGCCGUACACGAUUACCAAGUCGAGGGAGAGCUGGACCGAACAGGAGCACGACAAGUUUCUAGAAGCUCUGCAGCUAUUUGAUCGCGAUUGGAAGAGAAUUGAGGCCUUUGUUGGGUCGAAGACAGUGAUUCAGAUACGUAGCCAUGCGCAGAAGUACUUUCUGAAGGUUCAGAAGAGUGGCACAAGCGAGCAUGUACCUCCACCGCGACCGAAAAGAAAGGCAUCUCAUCCUUACCCGCAGAAGGCUCCUAAAAUUGCAGCUCCUGUUGUUCCCCAACUCGCUGGUCUUUUCCCCGCUUCCAUUGAAAAUGGAUACAUUUACAGGCCAGACUCGUCUUCGGUUCUUGGAAGUCCCAUGUCUGGUGGAGCUUUAUCUUCUUGGAACUAUUACUCUAUGCCACAAGUAGCUCAAGGUAUCAUUUACGAAGACGAUACAGGGGUAGUUGGAACAGCGACUGCAAGUACCUGUUGCUAUAGUAGUAACAAUGAAAGUACGCCAAGGACAUGGCCACCUCGCCAAAUAGUGCACAGAGAAGAUCAGAAUAAGGCAGUUAGAGUGAUGCCGGACUUUGCUCAAGUGUACAGCUUUAUUGGGAGUGUUUUUGAUCCUAGUGUGGGUGGCCACGUUGAGAAAUUGAAGCAGAUGGAUCCUAUAAAUCUCGAAACUGUGAUGUUGUUAAUGAAGAACCUGUCCUUCAACUUGGCAAGUCCUGAUUUUGAGGAUCAUCAGAGAGAAGUACUGGCAUCGCACGAUCCAGCUACAGAAAGAGGAAGCCCUUAUGGUAAUACAACGCCUGAUACACCGGGGAGUGCAAUUCCGGCAGUCUGAAAUGAGAAGUAAAUGAAGGUCUGCCACAAACCUUUGGUUGUCUGGGGAUGGGGACUGAACUGUUACUAGAGAAUGACUCAGUUCCCCCUGUGGAUCUGUUGCCCCAGCUCGUGAUGCCACCGGACCGAAGUGAAAUGGACGUGAACAUUGUGUGGAGGACCGACCGAUCAUAUGGCUCGCCGUUGGUGGUUUCCGAAGAUCUUUUAUGUUUGGUAAAUAUGCAACUCCUGCAAUCUCGUUUGUACAUAGUUACAGCUCUGCUCUUCUUGGGUAGUACCUGGCAAACUUGCCGGGAUACUUUUACUUGCAUCGACAGAGGCUUCCUUCCAUGUUUUGGUGUAGGGUUUUUGACCUGUUGAGAUUCGUGUGCCGAGUAAAUUGCUGUUGCUGUGUAAUAUUUUUGUUUUGAGCCCAGAAGUGUCUCCUGCAGGAGGUUGCGCCUAGUGCGCCUUCAAGUUAGUGUGCUUGCCGGUGCCUGCAUAAACCAAUGGUUUGGGGCUUACUUUGCUCGUUAGUUUCCCAAAUAUUAGAGAGAAGUACAACCCCUUAGUUAUUCAUGUUUGUUGUCCGAUGAUAAUUCUUCCCUCCAUCCGAUUUACGCCGGCAUAACAUUAAGUGACUCGUAUCUUCCCAUUGUCGUGUGCUUCGACAAGUGUUUGCGAGUGCAAAUUUCUAAGGUGCAGGACGUAAUACAUUUUCGGCGUCCGUGCUGCCUCUGGACAGUAGCAAUCUCUGUCGGUACGCCCUAUGCGCUUCAAUGGUAAAUAGGGCCGGCUAUUUAGUCCAAGACCGGAUGUAAAACCGGAAACCGGACCGUAUAAUACGGACUGUUUAUGAUUGGAAUCGAAUGUAAAAUAAUUCAAUCUUGUCUUUGGUCCC
Messenger RNA from Linum tenue, 2149 nucleotides. The record is from the annotation of a GenBank genome assembly. Lineage: Eukaryota; Viridiplantae; Streptophyta; Magnoliopsida; Malpighiales; Linaceae.